Molecule: messenger RNA, 1131 nt
Organism: Zychaea mexicana
Lineage: Eukaryota; Fungi; Mucoromycota; Mucoromycetes; Mucorales; Lichtheimiaceae
Exons: 6
Coding region: 127-972 (281 amino acids)
Cellular component (GO): cytosol
Molecular function (GO): oxidoreductase activity
Source: RefSeq, a predicted model, not a curated record
GGCUUGUUUUGGCACUGUUGCUUGCCAUCUCCGCAACCUUUUUUUUUUUGCUUAUGAAUAUGAACCGAGGUCUGCGGCGGUAUAAUUAUCCCUUUUUCUCUCUUUUUUUCUCACACAUCUAUCACCAUGAUACGCGCGGCGCUCCAACAGAAAGCGGCAUGGAACAAUGUUGCCAAACGCUUUUACGCACAGCGUCGACUAGAAAAGAAAAACGUGCUCAUUACUGGUGCCAGUUCCGGUAUAGGCGCGGCUUGCGCUCGUGAAUUUGCAAGAGAAGGCUCCAACCUGAUCCUCACCGCACGACGUCUCGACCGAUUGGAAGCAUUAAAGGACGAACUGAAGCAAAAGCACAAUGACAUCAAUGUUCACACGCUAAAGUUAGACGUCCGUAAAAAGCAAAAUAUUGAUGCUGCCGUCGCUUCAUUACCGACUACGUUCAAGGGCAAUAUCGACGUGCUCGUCAACAAUGCUGGAUUGGUGAUUGGCAUGGAUCCAUUAGUGGAAGUCACGGAGGAUGCAUAUGAUACGAUGAUUGAUACAAACGUCAAAGGGCUCGUCUUUCUGACGCAGGCCAUUUUGCCUGGCAUGAUUGAACGACAGCGUGGACACAUUAUCAACGUUGGAUCUGUAGCAGGAAAGCAAAGUUACCGAAACGGGAGCAUCUAUUGCGCGUCCAAGCACGCAGUAGAUGCAAUCUCACGCGCGCUGCUCUAUGAAACCAUGGAAACACCUAUCCGCAUUUCACAGAUCUGCCCUGGGUUAGUAAACACGGAGUUUUCGACGGUGCGUUUCCACGGCGAUAAGCAAAAAGCCGACAGCGUGUAUGAAGGCCUUCAGCCCCUGGUAGGUGAGGACAUAGCAGAGCUUAUUGUCUUUACAGCUGGUCGACCGCCCCAUGUCAAUAUUGCGGAUAUGCUCGUCUUUCCUACGAAUCAAGCAGACGCAACCACAAAAUACGCAAAAAAGGGAUAGCGAGUGAAAGACGUAGCCAAGUGUAUAUACCCUCUGGGUCCAACUUUUUUCCAGUUUAUUGUUUAAAGUCUAUAAUACAUUAUUUUGUUGUGGUAGCUACUGUUGUUGCUGUUGCUGUUGUUGUCGAUGAUGAUAAUGAUGGUGUUGGUGUUGGCUCUA